Messenger RNA from Aquila chrysaetos chrysaetos, 870 nucleotides. RefSeq names its product shematrin-like protein 1. NCBI's taxonomy places the organism in Eukaryota, Metazoa, Chordata, Aves, Accipitriformes, Accipitridae. The coding region runs from base 82 to 447 and encodes 121 amino acids. The transcript is spliced from 2 exons. The record is from RefSeq and is a predicted model, not a curated record.
AGGGCUCAGAGCUCUAGGCUUCUCAUCAGCUCUCUUGCCUUCCUCCUCCUGGUGAACUCGGUUUGCCUCCAUCGCAGAAAGAUGACUUUCCUCCAAGGCCAGUGUGAUGAUGACUGCUAUUCUCCCUGCAAUUACGGGAGCCUGUAUAGUUACCGGAGCUAUGACUGUGGGAGCCCCUGUGGCUACCGGGGCUAUGGGGGCCUCUACGGCUACCGGGGCCUCUACAGCCUUGGGGACCGGUAUGGCUAUGGCGGUCUGUAUGGGUACCGGGGCAUUUAUGGCUCUGGGGACUCCUAUGGCUAUGGGGGUCUCUAUGGCGGCUGUAGGGGCUUCUAUGGCUCUGGGGACUGCUAUGGCUACCCAGGCUUUUACUCUGGCCGCUAUGGCUACCCCUUCAGUUCACGAUACAGCCAAAGGUUCGGCUAUGGGAGCUGCUACCCCUGCUGAACCCAGCAGGAACGUCCCUGAAAUGAAGAUCAACCCAGGUCUGGCAAGCACAGAUUGACGGUGAAUCUUGGCAGCAGCGGUCCCUGAUGUGCAGAGCCCCGGUGACAGCAGCCACCCUCCACAGAGGCUUUGAGUGCUCUGCACUGCUGUUGAAGUGCUUGUGAUGAUUUAUGUUUAUUCUGCUCUGUCUCCUUGCUCUCUUGCCACCCAAACUCUCCUCUUGAUCAAAAGUUUGCUUCUCCUUGAUACUGCGGUUCUUUGUAACCUGGCUUUUAUGUUUGUUGCAAUGAUGUACAAAACAUUAACUCUGAAUGAAUGGUAUAGGCAGGGUAUAAUGUGUCUUUGGGAACGUAGUCUUUCAGUUCUGUAUGUCUUUAAAAGUAUAUCUGCGUUUCACUCAUAUUAAAAAUUAUGCUGCAUUAA